Messenger RNA from Opisthorchis viverrini, 2609 nucleotides. RefSeq lists its product as hypothetical. Lineage: Eukaryota; Metazoa; Platyhelminthes; Trematoda; Opisthorchiida; Opisthorchiidae. Bases 80 to 2368 code for a protein of 762 amino acids. The record is from RefSeq and is a predicted model, not a curated record. The transcript has 2 exons.
UCGGUCUCGUGACGCACUGUUCAAGACUUUUGGUCGAGCAAAUAAAGCAUCGUUCUGCCGGAGACGAUCAAGAAUUAGAAUGGGAAACUCUUCAGGUACCUUGUGUGCGCACGUGGAAACAAAGGACCAAGGAGCUGUGAAUAAGGCAGAAGCUGCAUGUAAAGCGGAACAGGAGGAACCCACGCCACAAACAGGUGAUUUGGGAAACCAAGCACAACCAGAAACUGAGACAAUCGGUGAACGACCCAUACAGGAGGUAGGGACAAAUGAAGGAAAUAUCUUGGAUUCGAUCGAACUGGACAGUUUAUUAGAAGCCAAUGGUUGUUCUGGCGAUGAGCAGGAUAUAACAGAUAUUAUUGACCAGUUGGUGCAGAACGCCUUGAAGACCCCAGUUUUAGCCGACAGCAUAGCCAAUAUUGAACUCUGGAGCCUAGGAAGUGCAAACCAAUUGGAGGCGACACCAGUGGAUGAAGGAAUGAAUAACUUUGAGCCUGACGCUAUUUUAACCAAGGAAAGUGAGUUAAGUGCAAGCCUCAAUGGAGCUUGGUUGCUGCCAAGUUCUGGGGGUAUAAUGACAACACCAUCCACACCGAUUACCACAGCACUUAUGUGUGAGUCACAUGAACAGGAAGAUAGUGUUGUUUAUCUAAAUCACACAAAAGAAACGGAUACCAUCGGAGAGAAUAAACUUCCUUUUACCAUCAUUGACCCAGACGAGGCAACUGGGGACAAACAGACGCAAAGCAAUCCGCAGAUUUUAAAUCCACUAUCAAAAAAUCAUGACAUGAAUGUCUUAGAUCAGGGUUUUGAUGUUAAUAAGAGACUCGAGCCGAUAAAGAUACCACUAGUGCAUGAAAUCCUCCCCCGGCACCAAACAACACUUUCGGUCCGUAUACCAACAUGUUGUGACGAAGCAGCAGACGUGCAGGGAAACUUGGAAAGUAAUGAGAGUUUUUCCUCCGUCGAUAACCCACUACUUCCUAAGGGCGUUUUGAGGGAAUGCAGAACUCUCGGCCACGUCGUAAUUGAUGAAUCAUCUGAAACGUACAAAUACUUUGAGGAUGUCGGGACAGACGCACCGACUGAGCAGCAGGAUGCGACAGCCCCCAUAUAUGUUUGUGCAGAGGAAAACAGCUUAGACACUGUCGGGCUAGUUGGUGAGUUCGCAGGCCGAUCGAGUCCAUUAGAUCACCAGACUUUGGAUUUUGGAUAUCAGAUCGAGUCGGAUGUUAUAACAGAUAACAAAAAGACCGAUUGUGCAAGUCGUGGGGAAACUGGUGAUAGAAAAGAUAGUGAAAAGAGCAGGCAACCAAUGUCUGGAACAUUGAGGCGACGUACAGUCUCCCAACCGAAUUUAGAGCACUACGUAAACUCAGACGGGUCAUCAUUAGGCGAAUUCAACUCUUCGUUAGAAAAAGAUACAACCAUAGACUGUGUCCAACCCACUGCAGUGAGAAAUAUCGGCCAGCAGACCUUUGGUCAUCCUGUCGUUCAAGUUGAUGAUUUAAGUUGCUCUUAUGGGGAAGCAAGCGAAAUUGCCAAGGCGCCAGUUAGUGUGCUAAAUAAUGAUGCGGCGGAAAAUUUCCACACUUCUCCCUCACACAUCCAGGCACGAGCAUCGUUUGUGGUCAACAUCACGGGCACAGUGUCUUCAGCAGAUUAUCCGCUUACGAUCGAUGCUAAAUGUGAAGGUAGUAUACGUGCUCCAAAUGUCAAAAGAAAACAUACUAACACGAAAGAGUUAACGCAGUUAGCAUCAAUUGCUCCCGAUCAAUCUUCAGCAAACUCCUCGUGUUCGAGCUCGAGUGGUUCUGACUCACUUAGUGCCAGAGAAGAUAGUGAAAAUGCGGCAAACACAAGGCUGACACGUAACUACGCAACAAGCAGCAAAACACUAGGGAGCGCAAGCCAAAAACAGUAUGGUCGCAAAAGGGACGAAGCUGGCGAUAUCAUCAUCCGGAAGAGUGUUAAGAAAGGUGGCAGUAUGGAACCAGUGGAAAGAAAUGAACCUGCAGUGUCAAAUCUUUUGCAAGUAUUGGAGUCGGUGGAUGACAUUGAACUAGUUCGAGUGGACGACAAAUUUCCAGCUCAUCCAGAUCAUAAGUUCAAAAUGGUUCUUGAUAGCUCAACUACUUUCCAAGAUUCAAAAGUUGCUAUUCCUGUUGAAAAGUGUUUGAAAUCAAUCACAGAAAUGACAGAACUUUCCUGUUCGUCAGUAUAUGGAGAUCAGCAGAAUAACAACGAGACUAACGGCACUUCACUAAGUGAAUCCAGCUCAGUUCUUCUGGAACGUCUGAAGACUCCAGAAUCAGUUCGUGUUGACCAUUUGGACGAAUUAUCACUGAGUCGGUAUACAAUGUGCUAUUAACAGCGAUGAUCUUUUUGCCUUUUAAUGCUUGGUACUACAUUUUGUGUAAGGCAUCUCAACUAUUUUCGCGCCCAACCUAUGAGUUCGGUUGACCUUUUGUGAAUUUUUUCCAUAUUGGUAGAAAUAUGCCUUAUUUCAAUAUGGAAGCGUUACUGUUUUGUUGCAGUAAUUUUGUUUUCCUGAACGAAUUCGGUUAUUGUCCUGACUUUAUUCCCACCCGAAUUUAAACUGCCAAGUAAAC